Aplysia californica (California sea hare) is the source of this 2863-nucleotide messenger RNA. RefSeq names its product tyrosine-protein phosphatase non-receptor type 13. Lineage: Eukaryota; Metazoa; Mollusca; Gastropoda; Aplysiida; Aplysiidae. Gene Ontology annotation, biological process: protein dephosphorylation. The record is from RefSeq and is a predicted model, not a curated record. The transcript is spliced from 15 exons. Bases 175 to 2634 code for a protein of 819 amino acids. Gene Ontology annotation, molecular function: protein binding; protein tyrosine phosphatase activity.
AGAGCCAAGGAGAAAAGAACAGAGAGGGACAAGGAAAGAGAGAGAGACACUGAGAGAGCCAAGGAGAAAGAGGAGUGGGUUGUUGGGAGGGGUAAAAAGUCCUCUGAUGGUGGGACUUCUGCCAAAGCUGCUGCCGAUGUUGAUGAUGAUGAUGAUGAUGCUGUCUCCAGUAGCAUGGGUUUCUCGGAGCACCUGGCCGUACUUCAGACAGAGCUAGACGCCCACCUCAGGGCAGAGCUCCCCUCCAGUGGCCGGUCAUCCACCGACUCUUUGGUCAUCAAGUCAUCACAGAAAUCUUUGGCCAAGCCGCCGCGGAAAUUCGGGGAGGAUCAGAAGAAAACAGUCCAGAGGCAGACCAGGCUAGACGGUGAGGCUCAGGAAGUCGCUGAGAGGUGGGACGUCCAGCCCGUGGACCGAGUCCAGCUCAAAGAGGAUGCUGAUGGUGGUCAAGGAGGCGAUGCUGCGGUCAGUGUGGCUCGAGGGGAGGAGGGGAGGACAGAUCCUGAGGCCACAGACGUACCAGAGAGGGAACGGAGGCAGGAGGGUCAGACGUCUAGUGAACAGUCGCUGGAUCCUUUUGAACCUGAGUUGUUCAAAAUCUCCCUGGAUAAACAAGGGAAGACGUUUGGAUUCACAGUUGCAGGUGGCAUGACCACUGGUGGGUGUUACAUCAAACAGUUGGUGGCAGAGCCAGCGGUCAGUGACGGACGGCUGCGGCCAGGGGAUAAGAUUGUCCAGGUAAAUGGACAAGACACGACCACGCUGAGCCACUUUGAGGCUGUCUGUCUGCUGAGAAAGAUUCCCGAUACUGUCACGCUGCACCUGUUGAGGUAUCCCAGCUCUUUAGAGACACAGGAGCGGCUGAGAAAACUUCAGGAUGAUGCGUUUGCCCUGACCAAGUCCCCAGCAUCAGACACCGCAGUCCUACCGGAAGACACUGCUCAUGCUACCGGGGAGGGAGGAGAGACUCAGAAAUCUGUCCGCGAUCUUGGCCGACCUGUCGGUACGCCCAAAGCAAUUAUCAAACCGUAUGGCUACCGGGGAAAAUCUGGCCAGACUGAAGUGGUAUCAGAGACUGAAGAUCCCCUCGAGCUGGCCAAACAGGCAAUGGAAGACCUGACGUUGAGCAGUGAAGACAGAGAAGAAGUCAGCCAAAAGAAUACAGAGCUCGCUGUAAUGAGAGUUGAGUUGAUCAAACCGGAUGGGCCUGGUACUUCCAGUCUCGGGCUCAGCCUGGUGGAGAGGGAGCUAGAGGGGCAGUCGGGCAUACACGUCAAGCGCAUACAGCCCCGCAGUCUCGUGGCUCAGGAUGGACGGCUCGCUGUGGGCGAUAGGAUUCUGCAGGUCAAUGGUAUCUCCUUCAUCGGACUGGGCCAAAAGGCAGCUGCAUCGGUACUCAGGGAACUCCGUGGGAAGCUGGUGCUCACAAUAGCCAGGUCUACCAGGAGAGGAGGAGCCAACCCUCCUGAUGGUGAGGCAAGCGGUGAGGACGGCAUCGAUGACAUGCUGGGUGUCAAAGAUGUGACUGACUCUGAUGAUGACAUCACAUCCAUGGCACAGGAGGCAGAGAGUCUGCUAGAGGAAGCAGGUGUGAAAGCGUCUGAGGGCAGCCGAACCGACCUGGGAGAGGGUGGCUACGCGUCCCCGAGACUUCUGUCUGUGGCCAGACCCGUGGUCCUGACGGAGCAGUGGGUCGACGAUUUGCCUCUGAUGUCGCAGCCGCCCGGGGGCAGGGAGGGAGAAGGCGCCGGCCACAGUCCCUCCAACGAAGCUGCCACCUACGCUAUCCAGGUCCUGCAGAGUCUGGCUGACCUUGUGGAGAGUGGGGAGCCUUAUGAGGAGUUCAAAGAUCUGCGACAAAUGAAAGAAGAGGACUCUAGUGAUGUGGGCAAACUGGCGGAGAACAAAAGCAAGAACCGAUACAGAAAUGUUCUGCCCUACGACAGUAACCGCGUGAGGCUGAGGGGCCAGGCCAGCGACUACAUCAACGCAAGCCACAUUUGCCUGGAGGUGGGCGACCAGCAGCACCGCGUGCGCUACAUCGCCUCUCAGGGCCCGGCGCCAGACACGGUCGGCGACUUCUGGUCCAUGGUUUGGCAGGAGCGGGCUGCAGCCGUGGUCAUGCUCACUCAGCUCUCGGAGGCCGGAAAGGUCAAAUGUCACACCUACUGGCCAGUCAGCAAGGAGGAGCCACUCCGCUUGGAUGAUGGGAGGCUGUGUGUCCGACUGAAGCGCAGGUACACAGUGGCGGAGAUCUGUGUGCUGGACAUGUCCCUGGAGGGCGGGGCAGGGGACCAGCAGGAGGUGACGCUGCUCCAGCUGAUGUCCUGGCCGGACCACGGGGCACCCGACACAGCCCUGCCCCUGCUUAAGCUCCUCCAAGUGAUGCACCUGUGUGAGAGGGGUGCACCAGCUGUGGUGCACUGCAGUGCGGGCAUCGGACGCACCGGUGCUCUCAUCGCCAUAGACGUGGCGCUCACAGCUAUAGGGCUAGGUCUGCAGUUUGACAUGUACAAAAUUGUGAAAGACCUGCGGAGACAACGUCAUGGAAUGAUUCAAACCACAGACCAGUAUCUGUUCUGCUACACUGCCUGCAUGGAGGCCCUUCUCAGUCUGGACUCAGAUGUCAAAUGAGGAACAUGUGGACACAGUCACCGCUCAAAGCUCGCCACACUCACUCACACACUUGUGACAUACACACUCACACACACAUUCCCACACAUACACACACACACACACACUCACGCACACACACACACUGAAACAAACUUUCACACCUUAUACACUCCCAGGCACGUGCGCACACUGACAAAGGCUUAUACACAUAACUGCCGUAAGCUGACAAAACGCCUUUUAAAAAAAA